Molecule: messenger RNA, 3786 nt
Organism: Eimeria necatrix
Lineage: Eukaryota; Apicomplexa; Conoidasida; Eucoccidiorida; Eimeriidae
Product: RAD2 endonuclease, putative
Exons: 10
Coding region: 1-3786 (1261 amino acids)
Molecular function (GO): nuclease activity
Source: RefSeq, a predicted model, not a curated record
AUGAUUGCAGCUGCCUCAACAGCAGCAAGGACUCAAAGCAUAACUCUACUGGCAGCAGAAGGAGCAUAUGUGGCUGCAGCAGCGGGAGCAGCAGCGGCAGCUUUGUCUGACCAGCAGCAGCAGCAGCAGCAGCAGCAGCAGCAGCAGCAGCAGCAGCAGCAGCAGCAGCAGCAAAUGGGUGUGCCGGGCCUGUGGUCGCUGCUGGCCCCUGCGGGCCGCCGCGUUAAGCCUGAGCACUUAACGGGAAAGAUUGUUGCUGUUGAUGCUUCCAUUUGGAUUGUCGAGUUUAUGCAUGCAAUGAGAGAGGCCGAUGGGUCCCCAACAGCUGGGGCUGUCCUGAUUGGCUUCUUUAACAGACUAUGCCGGCGUCGCCAGCGCAACGCAGCGGAGCGAAACCUCCGUUCUGUGGCUCUUCGUUUAUUAGUAAACCGAAUGCAGCAAAAAGGAGCAGCAGGCCCGCAUCCCGAGCAGCAGCAGCAGCAGCAGCAGCAGCAGCAGCAGCAGGAGCAGCAGCAGCAGCAGCAGCAGCAGCAGGAACUAACCAUCACUAUCUCCUCAAGAAGCGGCAGCAACACCCCCAGAAGAAGACCCCUUUAUAGUGCCCCCCGCACCCGCGAUGAAUAUGUGGCGCAGCGGCGUGCUGCUGCUGCUGCUGCUGCUGCUGCUGCUGCUGCUGCUGCUGCUGCUGCUGCUGGUGAGGAGGGCGCAGGCGAAGACACGCCGCAGCUGUUUUCCUCUGAGGAAAGCGGAGAGUCCGAAGAAGAUGAAGAAGAAGCAUUUUUAACCAGCAGCGGCGACUUUGUGGAGCUGCCCCUCGACUCAGCCAUAGACCCCAAAGUGUUUAACGCCUUGCCGCUAACCCUUCAGUACCAGGAAAUUAACAGCGUCAAGACCAAAAUGGCGGAGCAGCAGCAAGAGAUGAGGCAGCAGCAGCAGCUCGAAGAGGAGCAGCAGCAGCAGCAGCAGCAGCCACCGCCCUUGCUGCUGCAGCUGGGAGUGGAUAUGCCCCAGGAACAGCAGCAGCAGCAGCAGCAGCAGCAGCAAACAGCGGCGAUGCAAAAAACGGAGAUGUCGCCGUCGCAGAGACUGCAGAGCCUGGCGGACAUUCCCACUGGCAGCAGCAGCAGCAGCAGCAGCAGCUUCACCAGCAGCAGCUUCAGCAGCAGCAGCUUCAGCAGCAGCAGCUUCAGCAGCAGCAGCAGCAGCAGCAGCAGCAGCGCUUCGUGGAUGGAGUUGUGCGGGCUAGUCCCAAAGUCUGGGCGCCGCAAAUUCGUGAACGAUUUGCUGCUGCUGCAGCAGCAGCAGCAAGAGGAGCAGCAGCAGCAGCGGCUGCGUGGGACAUCAGAACUUGACUUGAAAUUGCUGCGGCCCUCAGAGCUCUUCAGCGGUGCUGCUGCUGCUGCUCUUGCUGCUGAGAACAAGCGAAGGGAGAUGCAGGAGCUCUUUGGCAGCAGCAGCAGCAGCAGCAGCAGCAGGAUGCAGCAGCAGCAGCAGCAAGAGUUUCUGGAUGAUGAGUUCUACGUCAAGAAGGACGGCAAAAAGAAGCACUUGGCGCUGCUGUCAGACGAAGAGAUUUUCGGUGAGGAAUUUCUAGCUGGGGAGACGGCUGCUGCUGCUGCUGAGCCAGCAGCAGCAGCAACAGCAGCAGCAGCAGAUGCAGCAGCAAAUGCUGCGGCGGAUAAUAGCGACACUGAGUUUGAAGACUGCGAAAUUGAUGAGCCGAUUUUGCCGCUGGAACUGCAGCAGCAGCAGCAGCAGCAAGAGCUGCAGCAGCAGACGCAGCAACAGCAACAGCUAGAAAAGCAGCAUCAGCAGCAGGAGCAGCUGCUGCAGCAGCAACAGCAGCCACUGUCGCAGCCGCCGCAGCAGCAGCAGCAGCAAGAGCAGCAGCAGCAGCAACAACAACGCAGGGAGCCACAGCAGCAGCAGCAGCACAAGGAGACGCAGCAGCCGCAGCAGCAGCAACCACAACAGCAGCAGCAUCAACAGGCGCAACGGCAGCAGCAACACGAAUUACAGCAGGAGCUGCAGCAAUCACAGCAGCAGCAGCAACAGCAGCAACCACAAUCGCAACAGCAGCAACAAGAACAAUUAGAGAAGCAGCAGCAACAGCAGUUACAACCGCAGCAACAAACGCAGCAGCAGCAGCAGCAGCAGCAGCAGCAGCGCCUCAGCUCUCAAAUAGUACGCAGCAAAUUGAACCUUGCUGGCCUCGGAAGUUCACUCGAUCCCAAGGCGAUCCCAGCUGCUUCGCCCCACACCCUCCCUACAGCAGCAGCAGCAGCAGCAGCAGCAGCAGCAGCAGCAGCAGCAGCAGCAAAAGUGGAAGCGGCUUCACUAUCACGCCGUCGCCAAAGACAAAGCACAGCAGCAGCGACAGCAGCAGCGCCAGCAGCAGCAGCACCAACAACAACCACAGCAGCAGCAACAGCAACAGCCAGAGCAGCGGCCGCAGCAGCAGCAGCAGCAGCAACCGAAGCAGCAGCAGCAGCAACGCCACCAGCACCACGAUCACCAGACGUAGGUCCAUCAGCAGCGCCAGCAGCACCGGCAGCAGCGACUGCAGCAGCAGCAGCAACUGCAGCAGCACCAGCAGCAGCACCAGCACCAGCAGCAGCAAGAGCAGCAGCACCAGCAGCAGCACCAGCAGCAGCGACUGCAGCAGCACCAGCAGCAGCGCCAGCAGCAACACCAGCAGCACCUCCAGCAGCAGCAGCAACGGCAGCUUUCGUCCGGAUAAAGAGCAAUCCUUUCUCGCCAAAGAGCACCAGGAAGCAGCAGCAGCAGCAGCAGCAACAGCAGCAACAGCAGCAGCAGCAGCACACAGCGGAGUUGCCCGAAACAGUGAAGAGGGAUGCAGAGCAGCAGCAGCAGCAGCGGCAGCACCAUGCUACUGCUGCUGCUGCUGCUGCUAUAGAGCCUGCUGCAUCUCCCGUGAGGGAGUCUGAGUCCGCUCGGGCUCCUGCUGCGGCUGAGCAGCAGCAGCAGCAGCAGCAGCAGCAGCAGCAGCAGCAGCAGCUGCAGCCGCAGGAGCAAGAUGAAGACGACUUCAUGGGUUUGUGGCUGAACGUUUUUCCUUUUUUGCGGCAGCACGUAGAGCAGCAGCAGAAGCAGCAGCAGCAGCGCAAGCGGCACCAACGACAGGAAGCUGCUGCUGCUGCUGGCCCUGCAGCAGCAGCAGCAGAUGCAGCAGAUGAAGACCCCGAAGCAGCAGCAGAAAGGGCGGAGAUUGAGGCGCUGCUGGAUCUGCAGCAGGCUGCCCAGGAAGCAGCAGCAGCAGCAGAUGAAGCAGCAGCAGAAGCAGCAGCAGCAGAAGAAGCAGCAGCUGCAGCAGAAGCAGCACCGCAACAACAGCUGACACACUGGACUGCAACAGCAGCAGGAGCUGCUGCUGCAGCACCAGCAGCAGCAGGAGUCUACAGCUCCCGGCGGCCACCUCCAGCAGCAGGCAUCACGCGCAGCUACCCGCCGCAGCAGCAGCAGCAGCAACAGCAGCAGCAGCAGCAGCAGCAGCAGCAGCAGCAGCAGCAGAGUUUGACUGAGAUUCUAGAGGAAGAGAGACAGGCACUGAUGCAGCAGCUAGGCCGCCUACAGGCCCGCGGCGAAAUAGCUGACGAUGAGACCAAGGCGCAGCUAGUGGCCCUGCUGGAGGCCUUUGGAGUGCCCUACGUGGUGGCUCCCGCAGAGGCGGAGGCGACGGCCUCGCGGCUGUGCUCUGAGGGUUACGUCGACGCAGCGCAGCAGCAGAAGAGCAGCAACACUUUGGCUGUAGACUUCAAGUUCUAG